Rosa rugosa (rugosa rose) is the source of this 907-nucleotide messenger RNA. RefSeq names its product F-box protein At2g02240-like. The record is from RefSeq and is a predicted model, not a curated record. The transcript has 3 exons. The coding region runs from base 16 to 813 and encodes 265 amino acids. Lineage: Eukaryota; Viridiplantae; Streptophyta; Magnoliopsida; Rosales; Rosaceae.
AUCUGCGGCACAGUGAUGGAUCUGCAGCAGUUACCGGUGAAGUUCAUAGCCAACGCAGCGGAAUCCGACGCCGUUUGGGACACGUUCCUUCCGCCUGAGAUACACACGAUCCUGUCCCAGUCCGGCGAAUCUGGAUUAUUGGCCGCCAGAUCCAAGAAGGAGCUUUACCUCGCUCUCUGCAACAAACCUCUCCUCAUCGACGACGGUAAAUUGAGCUUUUCACUGGACGAAUGGAGUGGGAGAAAAUGUUACAUGAUAUCUGCAAGAGAGCUUGGUAUUGUCUGGGGCGAGGAUCCCCAGUACUGGACAUGGACUUCUCAUCCUGAAUCCAGGUUUCAGGAGGUGGCUGAGCUUCUUCAUGUUGGCUGGCUUGAAAUCCAUGGGAAACUUGAUACACGCUUGCUGUCCCCAUCGACUCUGUACAAAGCUUACCUUGUGGUCAAGUUUACUCGAAAUGCUUUUGGAUUUAAACACCUACCUGGGGAGGUCUCUGUAGGUCUGGAGGGAGGAGAACAUACUAAACAGACUCUGUUUCUUCACAUCGAAGGAGAAAUAAACCCCUACUACGAAAGAGAGAUGGGCUACUCAAAAGAGAGGGGUGAUGCCGAAGGGGAGACAGUGCGUGAAGUGGUGAUCAAUGACAACCGAUACCAGAGGGAGAGCCCCGAGUGGUUGGAGAUUGAGCUGGGUGAGUUUUUUUGUGAUGGGGGAGAAGAUGGGCUGUUGAAAAUGCGUUAUGUGGCGAAGGGGUCUCUUUAUUGGAAGAGCGGUCUUAUUGUUCAAGGCAUUGAGGUCAGGCCUAAGAGGCAGUAGUAGUAGAAUUCAUCUCGUCUAUGAAAGGGAGUUUAGACUCGUUUUGUUUUACAUUAAUUCUCUGCAAUUUUCUGCAAUUGACAUUAAUGGAUCA